UUUUCUUUGUAGAUUUGCGCAGGGUUUGCAGCUACGGCAGGUAGACAUGCUUCAGGAUGGCAUCACUAAAAGCACUGCAACACUCUCAAUGAUGUCUAAAAAACUGCGAAGAAUUUGCCUAAAAAGCCUUAAAAGGCACAGGAAAGAAAAAGGCCAGAAAAUCGGUGGAGUCAACGCUAUCGUCCACAUUGACGAGAGCAAGUUCUGCCAUAAGCGCAAGUACGGAAGAGGGCGCUUCGGGAACAGCUGGAGGAGAAAAAGGACAUGGGUCUUUGGAAUGCUCCAAAUCAAACGGUCUGACAGGCGUCCUAUUCUUCGCCUCGUGCAGAGACGAAAUAAGGAGACCCUUGUUCCUAUCAUCAAAAAGCAUGUGAAGCGUCACAGUCUCGUCGUAAGUGAUGAGUGGAGAGCGUAUGCCGGUCUCGCCACAGAGGGCUACAGGCAUGUCAGGGUGAACCACAGCCAACAUUAUGUUGACCCUCAGACAGGACUCCAUAUCCAGAACCUCGAGAGAGCGUGGCAGACCUAUAAAAAGGAAAUUUGGAGAAUGCGGGGGAAUCGGUCGGAGAAGGCCUUGAAAGAGCAGCUCUGCUUUAUUGAGUGGACCUACUGGUUAGCGAGGAAAAAUUCAGAAGGUGACCUUGGCAGGCUUGUCAAGGACAUAAGGCGCUCCUAUCAGACAUAGGAAGCAGAGCUUGGCAUUGAUCAAAAUAAGCUGAAAUGGACAGAGGAGAAAGGGGAGUGUUUUAAUUUAUUUUUAAAAGAAAAGUUUUUGUUGUAUAUGUUCAAACGGUUUAUAGUAUUCUUGGUUCUUUUGACUCUUCAAACUCUUCCUUUGUAAAAAGAGUUCUGUUAAAGUUUAGUUUUUUUUUUAAUAAUAAAGUUGUUUAUUUCACUUUGCGGUCAUCCAGUGUUACUGAUCAGUUGAGCAAAACGUGUCUCUAUUUUGUACAGUUACUAGUUUGUAGUUUGUCUACUGUUC
Messenger RNA from Gadus morhua (Atlantic cod), 982 nucleotides. RefSeq lists its product as uncharacterized. NCBI's taxonomy places the organism in Eukaryota, Metazoa, Chordata, Actinopteri, Gadiformes, Gadidae. Bases 47 to 685 code for a protein of 212 amino acids. The record is from RefSeq and is a predicted model, not a curated record. The transcript has 2 exons.